This is a messenger RNA of Paramecium pentaurelia, 303 nucleotides long. NCBI's taxonomy places the organism in Eukaryota, Ciliophora, Oligohymenophorea, Peniculida, Parameciidae. The record is from the annotation of a GenBank genome assembly.
AUGGGAUGCUCUAUUUAGAAACACUAAUCAAAUCGAUUAUAUUCGAAAAAUAACAAAAAAAGGUCUUUAUAAAAGCAAACAUAAGACAUUGAUCAAUCAAAAUAAUAAAUUACAAAAUCACCUCCAACUUUUUCAAAACCUUUAUCUCCUUUGACAAAUUCCAAAUAGUUAUCAUAAUAAUAAUAGAUAAAGAUUCAAGAUAUAAUUUUUACCAAAAAAAGAAAUUCUAAGUAAACAACAUUGUUGAAAGCUGAUGAACAAUAUCAAUUUUAACAAACUUUAAUUGGACUUAUCAAAAAAUGA